AUGCGCCCAUGGAAGGCUAGUAGUAUCUUUGAUUGUCUUCGAAUCACGUGUAUUCAUUUCUGCCCCUCUCCUAGACCUUCCCUCGUUCCUUUGACCCAUGCCCCCCUGCAACGUAAACUCAAGAAUCGUCACAUCGCCAUGAUCAGUAUUGGUGGUGUCAUAGGCACUGGUCUUUUUGUUGGAACCGCAGACUCUCUGAUGUAUGGGGGCCCCGUCGGUCUGUUGCUCGGCUACAUGUUCAUGGGCACCAUCGUCUAUUGCGUCAUGAUCACUUUGGGAGAAAUGAUUGCUUUCCUGCCUAUACCUGGUGGUCAAAUGAAACUGGCCGAGCGCUUUGUUGACCCUGCAUUCUCUUUUACCACGGGUUGGAAUUACUGCUAUAGCUGGAUGAUUACCUCACCUACCGAAAUUUCUGCUGCUGCAUUAUUGAUAAACUAUUGGAAUGAUACUGUCAAUGACUCAGUAUGGGUUGUCAUGUGUCUUGUCGUCGUUCUCACCAUUAAUAUGCUCGGUGCUGGCGCUUACGGCGAGACGGAAUUCAUCUUCGCAUCCAUCACAAUCACCGGUCUUAUUAUUCUCGGUAUAGUCGUCGAUUUGGGAGGUAGCCCAACCCAUGACCGUAUUGGAUUCCGCUACUGGAAAAAUCCCGGACCAUUCGUUCGGUAUAAUGGCAUCGAAGGUGCCAAAGGACGAUUCCUUGGCUGGUGCGCUGUUUUGACGCAGGCCGCUUUCUCGUUCAUUGGAACUGAGAUUGUUGCUAUUGCUGCUGGAGAAGCAAAGAAUCCUCGUCGUACCUUGCCCAAAGCCAUCCGUCGAGUAUAUAUCUGUAUAUUGGUUUUUUACAUCGCUGGCACACUCGUCAUUGGUCUGCUUGUGCCAUCCAACAACCCAUUACUCAAAUUGACCGGUAGCACUGCCCGGUCUCCAUUCGUCAUCGCUAUCGAAUUAGCCGGAAUUCAAUAUCUUCCUUCAAUUGUCAAUGCUUGUUUGUUGACCUCGGCAUGGUCCGCCUCAUCUAGUGACUUGUACACUGCGUCUCGUGCAAUUUACGGUCUUGCAGCCUCAAGAAAUGCUCCGAAGGUCUUCCUCAAAACUACACGCAACGGGUUGCCUUACGUUACUGGCCUCUUCUGCGCCACUUUUUCCCUUCUUGCCUUCAUGGCUGUGUCAACAAGUGCGGGCUCAGUGUUCGUUUGGUUUUCCAACAUGACAGCCGUCGCUGGCCUUAUAUCGUGGUUUGGUAUUUCGAUGACAUAUCUCCGCUUCUACAAGGGCAUGCAGGUCCAAGGCAUCGACCGCAAGACGCUCCCUUAUUACACAAAUCUCCAGCCAUACGCAGCGUGGUGGGCAGUCGUUUUAACGAUCACCAUCUGUUUUUUCAGCGGAUGGACCGUCUUUCUCUGGAGUACUGUAACCUUCGUCACCAACUACAUCCUUUUUAUUACCUGGCCAAUCCUGUAUGUUGGCGCUCGCUUCUACUAUGGUGUCAAGUACAGUUUGGACAGGCAGGGAGUAUGA
Messenger RNA from Suillus subalutaceus, 1518 nucleotides. Its product is annotated as amino acid permease. Gene Ontology annotation, biological process: amino acid transmembrane transport. The record is from RefSeq and is a predicted model, not a curated record. Gene Ontology annotation, cellular component: membrane. The transcript is spliced from 11 exons. Gene Ontology annotation, molecular function: amino acid transmembrane transporter activity. The coding region runs from base 1 to 1518 and encodes 505 amino acids. NCBI's taxonomy places the organism in Eukaryota, Fungi, Basidiomycota, Agaricomycetes, Boletales, Suillaceae.